Molecule: messenger RNA, 925 nt
Organism: Jatropha curcas
Lineage: Eukaryota; Viridiplantae; Streptophyta; Magnoliopsida; Malpighiales; Euphorbiaceae
Product: chaperone protein dnaJ 20, chloroplastic
Cellular component (GO): chloroplast
Source: RefSeq, a predicted model, not a curated record
UUUAUAUACAAUACAACAUCAUUAGUAGGUAAUUUACACUUGCGCUCACAAGGAACCUAAAAAAUGAGUCAAGGAAUUGUUUUAUCAAACCAGAGCAGCUUCAAGUACUGCUCAAUGCCCUUCACUACCCAUAUCUCAAAACCAAUAUUUUCCAUCAAAACUAAUUCUAAAUCAAUCAGAACCGCUCCGAUUAAGGCCACAGCCACUAUGGCUGCCGAUACCGCCGUCUAUGUAAACACACAAAGCUUUUACGAAUUGUUAGGGAUAUCAGAGAGUGGAACAAUUUCAGAAAUCAAAAAAGCUUAUAAGCAACUUGCAAGAAAGUACCAUCCUGACGUCUCACCGCCAGAUCAUACAGAGGAGUAUACGAAGAUGUUUAUUGAAGUGCAGGAAGCUUAUGAGACUUUGUCUGACCCUAAAAGAAGAGCUAUUUAUGACAGAGAUAUGAGCAGAGGCUUGCAUAUGGCUCUCUUUGCUGGAAAGCAAUCCCGCUAUGCCAAGCAGGAAAGAGAAGAAAGAAGUGAGUGGAGGGAGCAAUGGACGUCUCAGCUAACAGAGUUAGAGAGGGAAAGGGGUAGUGAAGACGAAGAUUUAACAGAGAUGAACAUGUCUUGGGGAGCUAGGAUGCGUAGGCAAAGAAGUGGGAAAUUGUAACAAGACACUGGCGGCGAACGGCGGUUGUCACACCGCAGUUUGGAAGAGUAAAAUAAGCAAAGUUCAUCGGAUCUGUGGAAUCCACGGUGGAUUCAAUUACAGUUGAGUCAUUUUCUUAGAUGCCAGAUGUAAAGUAGAGAAGGAUGGAUCAUCUGCUUUUGUCUUAUUUUUCAUUAAAGUCAAAGGCUAGUUUUAUCUUUUAUGUAUAGGCCUAGGUUAGUCUUACUUCUAUUAUUAUAUAAAUAAAAAGGAAAGAAAAUUGCACAAACUA